CCGGGGAGGGGGCGGCGGCGGCGGCGGCGUCAGCAGCGGUGGCGGCUCUGGCCCCGGCUCCAGCGCCUCACGGGGCUUCUAUUUCAACACAGUCCUAUCAUUGGCCCGCUCCCUGGCCGUGCAGAGACCAGCAUCAUUGGAGAAGGUCCAAAAGCUGCUUUGUAUGUGCCCAGUGGAUUUCCAUGGGAUCUUCCAAUUAGAUGAGCGACGGAGAGAUGCAGUGAUUGCGUUGGGCAUUUUUCUCAUUGAAUCUGAUCUUCAGCACAAAGAUUCCGUGGUUCCUUACCUUCUUCGACUGCUUAAAGGUCUUCCGAAAGUGUACUGGGUAGAAGAAAGCACAGCUCGGAAAGGCAGAGCCACCCUCCCAGUUGCAGAGAGCUUCAGCUUCUGCUUGGUCACUUUGCUGUCUGAUGUGGCUUAUAGGGACCCCUCACUUCGGGAUGAGAUUUUAGAGGCACUUUUGCAGGUUUUGCAUGUUCUUUUGGGAAUGUGCCAAGCCUUGGAGAUUCAAGAAAAAGAAUACCUUUGCAAAUAUGCGAUCCCAUGCCUGAUAGGAAUUUCACGAGCAUUUGGGCGUUUCAGCAACACCGAAGAGUCUCUCCUUUCAAAACUGUUCCCCAAAGUCCCUCCUCAUUCCCUCCGAGUCCCUGAGGAGCUUGAAGGCGUGCGGAGGCGAUCCUUCAAUGACUUCCGCUCCAUCCUACCCAGCAAUCUGUUGACGGUGUGUCAGGAGGGCACCCUGAAGAGGAAGACCAGCAGCGUGUCCAGCAUCUCUCAGGUCAGUCCUGAACGUGGGAUGCCCCCUCCCAGCUCCCCUGGAGGAUCUGCUUUUCACUACUUUGAAGUGUCUUGCUUACCCGAUGGGAGCACCCUGGAGCCUGAUCACUACUUCUCCACCAUCAGUUCCAGCUUCUCAGUUUCUCCUCUUUUCAACGGCAUCACCUAUAAGGAAUUCAAUAUUCCACUAGAAAUGCUUCGAGAACUCUUAAACUUGGUGAAGAAGAUUGUCGAGGAGCCUGUUCUCAAAUCGUUGGAUGCAGUCGUAGCCAGUGUGUUAGAGGCCAAUCCUAGUGCUGAUCUCUACUAUACUACAUUCAGUGACCCUCUCUAUGUGGCCAUGUUCAAGAUGCUACGUGACACUCUGUACUACAUGAAAGACCUCCCAACCUCCUUUGUGAAGGAGAUCCAUGAUUUUGUGCUGGAGCAGUUCAACACGAGCCAGGGGGAGCUUCAGAAGAUUCUGCAUGAUGCAGACCGGAUCCACAAUGAGCUGAGCCCCCUCAAGCUGCGUUGCCAGGCAAAUGCUGCCUGUGUGGACCUCAUGGUCUGGGCUGUGAAGGAUGAGCAAGGUGCAGAAAAUCUUUGCAUCAAGCUCUCUGAGAAGCUGCAGUCUAAGACAUCCAGCAAAGUCAUCAUUGCUCAUUUGCCAUUGCUUAUCUGCUGUCUGCAGGGUCUGGGCCGCCUGUGUGAGAGGUUCCCAGUGGUGGUACAUUCGGUGACGCCGUCUCUGCGGGACUUCCUGGUUGUUCCGUCCCCCGUGCUGGUGAAGCUCUAUAAAUGCCACAGUCAGUACCACACAGUUGCUGGUAAUGAUAUAAAAAUCAGUGUAACCAACGAGCAUUCUGAGUCAACCCUGAAUGUCAUGUCGGGAAAGAAGAACCAACCCUCCAUGUAUGAGCAGCUCCGGGACAUUGCCAUUGACAACAUCUGCAGGUGCCUGAAGGCUGGCUUGACGGUGGACACGGUGAUCGUGGAGGCCUUCCUGGCCAGCCUCUCCAACCGUCUCUACAUCUCCCAGGAGAGUGACAAAGAUGCUCACUUGAUUCCUGACCACACCAUCCGAGCCUUGGGACACAUUGCGGUGGCCCUGAGGGACACCCCAAAGGUUAUGGAACCGAUUCUGCAGAUCCUGCAGCAGAAAUUCUGCCAGCCUCCUUCCCCCCUUGAUGUUCUCAUCAUUGACCAGCUAGGCUGCCUGGUUAUCACUGGAAACCAAUACAUUUACCAGGAAGUGUGGAAUCUCUUCCAGCAGAUUAGUGUGAAGGCCAGCUCUGUCGUGUACUCGGCUACUAAAGAUUACAAGGAUCAUGGCUAUAGGCACUGCUCCCUGGCUGUGAUCAACGCCCUGGCCAACAUCGCAGCCAACAUCCAGGACGAGCACCUAGUGGAUGAGCUGCUCAUGAACCUGCUGGAGCUGUUUGUGCAGCUGGGACUGGAGGGAAAACGUGCCAGUGAGCGGGCCAGCGAGAAGGGGCCUGCCCUGAAGGCUUCUAGCAGCGCAGGGAACUUGGGCGUACUCAUUCCUGUAAUCGCUGUGCUCACCCGAAGGUUGCCUCCCAUCAAAGAAGCUAAGCCUCGGUUGCAGAAGCUCUUCCGGGACUUCUGGCUCUAUUCCGUGCUGAUGGGAUUCGCAGUGGAGGGGUCAGGACUCUGGCCAGAAGAGUGGUACGAGGGGGUCUGUGAAAUAGCCACCAAGUCACCCCUGCUCACGUUUCCCAGCAAAGAACCACUGCGUUCCGUCCUCCAGUAUAAUUCGGCCAUGAAAAACGACACAGUCACCCCUGCCGAACUGAGUGAGCUCCGCAGCACCAUCAUCAACCUGCUGGACCCUCCCCCCGAAGUGUCCGCCCUCAUCAACAAGCUGGACUUUGCCAUGUCCACCUAUCUCCUGUCUGUUUAUCGGCUGGAAUAUAUGAGGGUACUGCGUUCAACAGAUCCUGAUCGCUUCCAGGUAAUGUUCUGCUACUUUGAAGAUAAAGCUAUUCAGAAAGACAAAUCUGGGAUGAUGCAAUGUGUGAUUGCUGUCGCAGACAAAGUAUUUGACGCCUUCCUGAACAUGAUGGCAGAUAAAGCUAAGACCAAGGAGAAUGAAGAGGAGCUGGAGCGGCAUGCGCAGUUUCUCCUGGUGAACUUCAACCACAUUCACAAGAGGAUACGGAGGGUGGCAGACAAGUAUCUGUCUGGUCUGGUGGAUAAGUUUCCCCACUUGCUCUGGAGCGGGACAGUGCUGAAGACGAUGCUGGACAUCCUCCAGACCCUGUCACUGUCACUGAGUGCUGACAUUCACAAGGACCAGCCUUACUACGACAUCCCUGAUGCCCCCUAUCGGAUCACUGUUCCGGACACCUGUGAAGCCCGAGAGAGCAUCGUGAAGGACUUCGCGGCACGCUGUGGAAUGAUCCUACAGGAGGCAAUGAAGUGGGCACCUACAGUCACCAAAUCCCACUUACAGGAAUAUCUGAACAAACAUCAGAACUGGGUAUCAGGACUGUCACAGCACACGGGGCUGGCCAUGGCCACUGAAAGCAUCCUUCACUUUGCUGGCUACAACAAGCAGAACACCACUCUUGGGGCAACUCAGCUAACGGAGCGCCCGGCCUGUGUGAAGAAAGAUUAUUCCAACUUCAUGGCAUCUCUGAAUCUACGCAACCGCUAUGCGGGCGAGGUAUAUGGGAUGAUUCGGUUCUCAGAUGCCACAGGCCAGAUAUCUGACCUGAACAAAAUGAUGGUCCAAGAGCUGAAUACAGCAUUAGACCUCAGUAAUCCCCAGCACUACACACAGGCCAUGUUCAAGCUGACAGCAAUGCUCAUUAGCAGCAAAGAUUGUGAUCCACAGCUCCUCCAUCAUCUGUGUUGGGGUCCCCUCCGGAUGUUCAACGAGCAUGGCAUGGAGACUGCCCUGGCCUGUUGGGAGUGGCUACUGGCUGGCAAGAAUGGAGUGGAAGUGCCGUUUAUGCGGGAGAUGGCAGGGGCCUGGCAGAUGACAGUGGAACAGAAGUUUGGCCUGUUUUCCACGGAGAUAAAGGAAGCAGACCCCCUGGCAGCGUCGGAAGCCAGUCAGCCCAAACCCUGUGCCCCUGAAGUGACCCCCCACUACAUUUGGAUUGAUUUCCUGGUGCAGCGGUUCGAAAUCGCCAAGUACUGCAGCUCAGACCAAGUGGAGAUCUUCUCCAGCCUGCUGCAGCGCUCCAUGUCCCUGAACAUCGGUGGGGCCAAGGGGAGCAUGAACCGGCAUGUGGCGGCCAUUGGGCCUCGCUUCAAACUGCUGACUCUGGGGCUGGCCCUUCUGCAUGCCGAUGUGGUCCCAAACGCGACCAUUCGCAACGUACUUCGUGAGAAGAUCUACUCAACUGCCUUUGACUACUUCAGUUGUCCCCCAAAGUUCCCUACUCAAGGAGAAAAGAGGCUACGUGAAGACAUAAGCAUCAUGAUUAAAUUUUGGACGGCCAUGUUCUCUGAUAAGAAGUACCUGACUGCCAGCCAGCUUGUUCCCCCAGAUAACCAAGACACACGGAGCAAUCUGGACAUUGCAGUAGGUUCUCGGCAACAGGCCACUCAAGGCUGGAUCAACACCUACCCCCUAUCCAGUGGCAUGUCGACCAUCUCCAAGAAGUCAGGCAUGUCUAAGAAGACCAACCGGGGCUCCCAGCUACACAAGUACUACAUGAAGCGCAGGACGCUGCUGCUGUCCCUGCUGGCCACUGAGAUUGAGCGUCUCAUCACAUGGUACAACCCACUGUCAGCCCCGGAGUUAGAGCUGGACCAGGCCGGAGAGAACAGUGUAGCCAACUGGAGGUCCAAGUACACCAGCCUGAGCGAGAAGCAGUGGAAAGACAACGUUAACCUGGCCUGGAGCAUCUCUCCUUACCUGGCCGUGCAGCUGCCAGCCAGGUUUAAGAACACAGAAGCCAUCGGCAACGAAGUGACCCGUCUCGUUCGGUUGGACCCAGGAGCUGUUAGUGACAUCCCCGAAGCUAUCAAGUUCCUGGUGACCUGGCACACCAUCGAUGCCGAUGCCCCCGAGCUCAGCCACGUGCUCUGCUGGGCACCCGCAGACCCACCCACGGGCCUCUCCUACUUCUCCAGCAUGUACCCUCCGCACCCUCUCACGGCCCAGUACGGGGUGAAGGUCCUGCGGUCCUUCCCACCGGAUGCUAUCCUAUUCUACAUCCCCCAGAUUGUGCAGGCCCUCAGGUAUGACAAGAUGGGCUACGUGCGGGAGUAUAUUCUGUGGGCAGCGUCCAAAUCCCAGCUUCUAGCACACCAGUUUAUCUGGAACAUGAAAACGAACAUCUAUCUGGAUGAAGAAGGGCACCAGAAGGACCCUGACAUCGGUGACCUCCUGGAGCAGUUAGUAGAGGAGAUCACAGGCUCCUUGUCGGGCCCAGCCAAGGACUUCUACCAGCGGGAAUUUGAUUUCUUUAACAAGAUCACCAACGUGUCCGCCAUCAUCAAGUAAGUGGCGCCAGUCCUGGCCUGUGUGAAUUGCGCGGAGGACCCCCGCUGGUUCCAAUGAACAGCCAGGAUUGGGAAUCUCUGCCCUGGCAAGUCAGGUCCUUCAAAGUGUAGCAA
This is a messenger RNA of Suricata suricatta (meerkat), 5352 nucleotides long. RefSeq names its product phosphatidylinositol 4-kinase alpha (gene PI4KA). Gene Ontology annotation, cellular component: cytoplasm; plasma membrane. Gene Ontology annotation, molecular function: 1-phosphatidylinositol 4-kinase activity. The transcript is spliced from 44 exons. Gene Ontology annotation, biological process: phosphatidylinositol phosphate biosynthetic process; phosphatidylinositol-mediated signaling. Lineage: Eukaryota; Metazoa; Chordata; Mammalia; Carnivora; Herpestidae. Bases 164 to 5239 code for a protein of 1691 amino acids. The record is from RefSeq and is a predicted model, not a curated record.